Molecule: messenger RNA, 747 nt
Organism: Lentinula edodes (shiitake mushroom)
Lineage: Eukaryota; Fungi; Basidiomycota; Agaricomycetes; Agaricales; Omphalotaceae
Product: mitochondrial import protein Pam17-domain-containing protein
Exons: 5
Coding region: 1-747 (248 amino acids)
Biological process (GO): protein import into mitochondrial matrix
Cellular component (GO): PAM complex, Tim23 associated import motor
Source: RefSeq, a predicted model, not a curated record
AUGCAGAGAGCAGUGUUCACACAAUCUCUGCGCUCUUUCAAUUGCUUAGCCACCUCCAAUGCUUCGGUCAGAGCAGCUCUCCUUCAAGCCAGCUCAGCAUCUCGACUAUCGUCGCUGAGUUUGACAAGUAUUGGAGGAGCCCAUAUUCUUCGAUUUAAAUCAACGAAAGCUACUACAAAAUCUGCUCAGAAAACUUCGCUUUCAUCUUCUACAAGCACGUCCUCUGCAGUCAACGCAAAGUCUACUGACUCUGCACCUACUGCGUCAAAGGCAGUAGAACACCCCCUUUCCUGGCCCGAAUACCUUACUAUUAGACGACGCAAACGAAGAUUGCAGAAUCUCGCAGCUAUACCUUGCUCCGUAUUGGGACUUAUGGGUGGAGCAGCGUAUUUCGGGAGCUUGGACACGGAUCCGUUGAAACCCAUCUUUGGAAUUGACCCAUUCAUGUUCUACGGAAUUUGUACCGCUGCUUGCAUGGGUACCGGCUAUCUAGUGGGUCCUACCCUCGGCGCCUUCAUAUGGCGUUUCCUUCCCUCCUCAAAACGUUAUGGUAGUUUGAUCGACAAAAAGGAUAAGGAAUUCUAUGAAAGGAUAGCAAAGAAUCGCGUGGACGUGACAUUGCAGAGUCCCACCAGUCCAGUGCCAGAUUAUUACGGCGAAAAGGUCGGUUCCCUGCAUGAAUAUAGGAAGUGGCUCAGAGACCAGAACAAGUACCGGCGAAAAGUGGUUUUCGAUGAGGCUGCGUGA